CACGGCUAUCGCGGCUAGCGCCGCCACGUGAUUGCGGCGCGGGCGCGCUCCCCAAGCCGCCGUCCCGCCCCCGUUCAGUUUGGAGCUAUAGGGCCGCCUCAGCGUCUCCACUGCGGCAGCACGGACAGCGGGCCUGGGCGCCGGCUAAAGGAGGCCCGCCUCUAUGGUCGGCGGUGGGAUGCGGUCCGUCAGCUACGUGCAAUGCGUGGCACUCGAGUUCAGCGGGAGCCUCUUUCCGCACGCUAUCUGCCUGGGAGACGCCGACAAUGACACGCUGAAUGAGCUAGUAGUGGGCGACACCAAUGGGAAACUCUAUGUGUACAAGAAUGAUGACAGCAAACCCUGGACUGUGCGAUCCUGCCAAGGAAUGGUCAGUUGUGGACAAAGUUUUAAGAUGCUCACAUGUGUUGGUGUGGGAGACAUAUGCAAUAAAGGAAAGAAUCUUGUGGUGGCAGUGGGUGCAGAAGGCUGGUUUCAUCUUUUUGACCUGAGUUCUCCAGCUUCAAAACACCCAGAUGCCUCAGGCCACCAUGAGUUGGUGGCGGGAGCAGCAGAAGAGCAGAAGCCAGUGUUCAAGCAGCACAUUCCUGCCAACACCAAGGUCAUGCUGAUCAACGACAUUGAUGGAGAUGGGAAGUGUGAGUUGGUGGUGGGUUACACGGACAGGGUGGUGCGUGCCUUCCGCUGGGAGGACUUAUCUGAGAGUUCAGACCACAUCGCAGGGCAGCUGAUUCUACUGAAGAAAUGGCUGCUAGAAGGUCAGGUGGACAGCUUGUCUGUGAACCCAGGCCCUGAUGGCUUGCCUCAGAUGAUGGUAUCUCAGCCUGGCUGUGGUUAUGCAAUUCUUCUGUGCACCUGGGACUCUGAGCAGCAGCCCACAACAGAGGGAAGAGACAACUCUGCCCCAGGCAGGGAGGCACCUGUUCGAGAUGUUGUUCUCCACCAAACAUCUGGUCGUAUCCACAACAAGAAUGUUUCCACACAUCUAAUUGGUAGCAUUGGCCGAGGCUGCUCCAGUGUGAAUAGUGGUUCAGGCCUCUUUGCUCUCUGUACUCUAGAUGGGACAUUGAAACUCAUGGAGGGGGCAGAUAAGCUGCUCUGGUCUGUGCAAGUUGAUCACCAGUUGUUUGCUCUGGAAAAGCUGGAUGUUACUGGCAAUGGGCAUGAGGAAGUGAUUGCCUGUGCAUGGGAUGGCCAGACAUACAUCAUUGACCACAAUCGGACCGUCGCCAGAUUUCAAGCAGAUGAGAAUGUCAGUGCAUUCUGUGCAGGUCUCUAUGCAUGCAAAGGAGGAAGCAAUAGCCCAUGUCUGGUUUAUGUCAGCUUCAAUCAGAAGAUCUACGUCUAUUGGGAUGUGCAGCUGGAGAGAAUGGAAUCCACCAACCUGCUGAAAAUCCUGGAGAGUGACCCAGAGUUUGGAGACCUCCUGCAGCAGCUAGGUGUAGAAAGAGGUGACAUUUCUUCUGUUAAAGAUCUGAUUCACAAAACACUGUAUUUUCCUGAGAAACAGCAGCAGAACAGCCCCUCACAGUGUCAAGACCAUGCUGGAAUAGAUUCUUCUACCUCCUCCACUAUCAUCCGUUGCCCCUUAUAACCCCUUGACACCUUUCAUCCCAGCUAAAACUCUUCAUUGACUGGAAUCAGGCAUUCACAUUGCAUGAAGAUCAGACUGCUCUUUCUUCCCUCUCUGUCAAGGCUUCCAGCUAGCUAAGAGUCUACAGGUCAGGAUUUCAGGGAGGCAAGUGCUUGCCUUUUGGCUUGAGGCAGAGUGGCAAGUUAAUUCCUUAGCCAAGGAAGUUACCAGGACAGCAAGAGUCUAGAGUUCUGUUCGUUGGUCUUCCAUUGCCAUGUUCUGUAUUAUUCAAAGUCCUUUCUGGGUGACUGUAGAGGAGCUCUGAGGACACAGAUGAGAGAGAAUAGCCAAGCUCAGUUUUGCUUUUAGCCUGUUGUUCUUAUACUUGCUCUAGUGAUAAUUUCUGAGUUCCUAGUGGGUUCACAGCACAGGAGGGCAGAUUGAGGUCUUGAAUUGGGCAGUGGGAGAGGGCUUUCCCUUUGUCUAAUAUAGAUGGGUUUCUUCAGUAGACCCAAACAUUGUUUACCUUUGUUCUGGUGCUCCCCUCCUGCCAAGCUGAGUUUAUUGCAAGCUGCCCUCUGUUCUGAAGAGGUUAGAACAUGUGUGAGAACCACAGCUUGCACUGGUGACUUGUCAAGGGGUAUCAAAGCUCCAAGGAACCCAGCUGUACUCAAGAAGCAUUGAUUGCCUUCAUCUCCUUGGGCAGAGUGAUCCCAGAGAUGGUUGUGACUUAGCAAAGCAACUGUAAACUGGACAAUAAAAGUAAUUUGUCUUAACUGUG
Rhea pennata is the source of this 2354-nucleotide messenger RNA. RefSeq names its product integrin alpha FG-GAP repeat containing 2 (gene ITFG2). Gene Ontology annotation, cellular component: KICSTOR complex. The transcript has 12 exons. Gene Ontology annotation, molecular function: protein binding. The record is from RefSeq and is a predicted model, not a curated record. Lineage: Eukaryota; Metazoa; Chordata; Aves; Rheiformes; Rheidae. Gene Ontology annotation, biological process: regulation of TOR signaling. Bases 164 to 1594 code for a protein of 476 amino acids.